AUGGCAGACAGCCUCACACCAGACCUGUCAGACUGUGGAUCUCCAGCUGUGCUGGUGUCAGUGUGUCCCAUCACAGCUACAGCACACAACAGACUGAGAGCACAGAGGAGACGCUCCACAAGACCGAACCCGUCGGGUCCUGUCGGGCUCGGGCUUAUAAUUUUACGCGGGCUCGGGCCGGGCACGGGCUUGCGCGGAUCCUACUCCAAACACGAGUUCCAAGCAGAGACGAAGAAACUGCUGGAUAUUGUGGCCUGAUCACUGUAUUCUGAGAAAGAGGUGUUCAUCAGAGAGCUCAUCUCAAACGGCAGUGAUGUGCUGGAGAAACUGCGGCACAAGAUGAUCACAGCAGGAGGAGAUACAGCACCCAUGGAGAUCCACCUGCAGACAGAUGAAUGCAGAAUAGGCACCUUCACCAUCCAGGUACAUGUAACUGAAUAAAAACAAGAUUUAACGUCAAACAUUUUGAAUGAUGAAAUGAAAGGACAAUAAACAGCUGCUUUUCUGGAUGCUCUUCAGAAUCAAGCGGAGGCCAGCAGCUCCAUCAUUGGUCAGUUCGGUGUGGGCUUUUACUCCGCCUUCAUGGUGGCUGAUAAAGUGGACGUUUAUUCUCAGUCAGCAGAACCAGGUGCUCCUGGAUACAAGUGGUCCUCAGACGGCUCUGGAGUGUUUGAGAUUGCAGAAGCUUCAGGUGUGCGUCAGGGAACCAAGAUCGUGCUCCACCUUAAAGACGACUGCAAAGAGUUUUCAUCAGAAGACCGAGUCAAAGAGGUUGUGACCAAGUACAGCAACUUUGUCAGUUUUCCCAUCUUCCUGAAUGGACGGCGGUUAAACACCCUGCAGGCGCUCUGGAUGAUGGAGCCCAAAGACAUCAGCGAGUGGCAGCACGAAGAGUUUUAUCGCUACGUGGCUCAAGCUCACGAUAAACCCCGCUACACACUGCACUACCGUGCAGACGCUCCACUCAACAUCCGCAGCAUCUUCUAUGUGCCAGAGAUGAAACCUUCCAUGUUCGACGUGAGUCGUGAGAUGGGAUCCAGUGUGGCCCUGUACAGCAGGAAGGUUCUGAUCCAAACCAAAGCCACAGACAUCCUUCCCAAGUGGCUGCGCUUCCUACGAGGUGUUGUGGACAGUGAAGAUAUUCCUCUGAACCUCAGCAGAGAGCUGCUACAGGAAAGCGCUCUGAUCAGGAAACUGCGGGAUGUUUUACAGCAGCGUGUCAUUCGGUUCCUGUUGGACCAGAGCAAGAAGGAUCCGGAGAAAUACGCUCGCUUCUUUGACGACUACGGGCUGUUUAUGCGUGAGGGCAUCGUCACCACAGCCGAGCAGAGCGUCAAGGAAGACAUUGCUAAGCUGUUGCGUUUCGAGUCGUCGGCGCUUCCUGCGGGACAACAGACCAGCCUGAUGGAGUAUGCAUCUCGGAUGAAGGCAGGAACAAGGAACAUUUACUAUCUGUGUGCGCCGAAUCGCCACCUGGCUGAACACUCGCCGUACUUUGAGGCCAUGAAACAGAAAGAUAUGGAGGUCUUGUUCUGCUUUGAGCAGUUUGAUGAGCUCACGCUGCUUCACCUCAGAGAGUUCGACAGGAAGAAGCUCAUCUCAGCCGAGACCGACAUUGUCGUAGAUCAUUACAAAGAGGAGAAAUUUCAAGACAGCAAACCAGCAUCAGAGCGACUGACAGAUCAGCAGACAGAAGAUCUGAUGGCCUGGAUGAGGAACGCACUCGGACAGAGAGUCACCAACAUCAAGGUGACGCCACGUCUGGACACACACCCCGCUAUGAUCACAGUGCUGGAGAUGGGUGCCGCUCGACACUUCCUGCGCACACAGCAGCUCGCCCGCAGCUCAGAGGAGAGAGCCCAGAUCCUGCAGCCCACACUGGAGAUCAACGCUGGACAUGAUCUGAUCAAGAAGCUUCAUGUACUGAAGGACUCAAACCCUGAGCUGGCACAGCUUCUCCUCGACCAGAUAUACGACAAUGCCAUGAUCACCGCUGGUCUGAACGAAGACCCUCGUCCGAUGAUCUCACGGCUUAAUCAGCUCCUCACUCAAGCCCUGGAGAAACAUUGACGCCCGUGCUGGAGUUCAGCCUGACAGACUUGUUUUGCCUCUAUUAGAGCCAUGCACGGAUGCACAAGGGGGGCGUCCCGUGCUGUGGAGGUCAUCAUCGCACACUAAAUACAAACAAACAUUGUUUAUAUGAAGACUUGCAGGUGUGACAUUGUCGUUUUGGUGGGAGUCGUGUUUUACAGCUGAUACGAUUGAGAUUGUCUGUC
Messenger RNA from Labeo rohita (rohu), 2276 nucleotides. RefSeq names its product TNF receptor-associated protein 1 (gene trap1). Gene Ontology annotation, cellular component: mitochondrial inner membrane. The transcript has 16 exons. Lineage: Eukaryota; Metazoa; Chordata; Actinopteri; Cypriniformes; Cyprinidae. The record is from RefSeq and is a predicted model, not a curated record. Gene Ontology annotation, molecular function: ATP hydrolysis activity; protein kinase binding; ATP-dependent protein folding chaperone. Gene Ontology annotation, biological process: protein folding.